UUUUUCCUUGCAGCAAUAGGUGGCAGCACAGAGUCACAGAUUUUUCUGCAAAGCAACUAUGACAAAUGAAAUUUCCAUGCAAAGUGUUCUGUGCUAGCACAGAUAUAUCGAAGGUCAGUGCAGGGGCAGGCUGAGAGCAAGCCGGACAGACAAUGAACUCUGAAGCUCUGGCUCGUUCUGAUGUAUUCGGACAGCUCAGGAAAGAACUUUAUGGAGAUGAGCCGUCCAGUAAUUCUAACACACACAUAUUCAUCAUCCUGGGAGCGUCUGGGGACCUUGCUAAAAAGAAGAUCUAUCCAACUUUAUGGUGGUUGUUCAGAGAUGGCUUGCUCCCCAAUGAUACACACAUUGUGGGCUUUGCCCGGUCUAGUCUGACUGUGGAGGACAUUAAGGCUGCAUGUCUGCCUCAUAUGAAGGUGACUGAUGCGGACAGAGAGGGUCUAUCAGCGUUCUUCAGUAAGAACUCUUACGUUAGUGGCCGAUAUGACGACGUCAGCUCCUUUGACCAACUCAACAGCUUUCUGUCAUCUCUGCCUGGGGGAGGGAACACCAACCGACUGUUCUACCUGGCCCUGCCACCCACAGUUUACCAGCAUGUCAGCGCAAACAUCAGGAACCACUGCAUGAGUAGCAAAGGCUGGAACAGAGUCAUUUUCGAGAAACCGUUUGGCCGUGAUCUCCAGAGCUCAUGGGAGCUGUCAGCCCACCUGUCUUCACUUUUCAAAGAAGACCAAAUAUAUCGCAUUGACCACUACCUGGGGAAGGAAAUGGUCCAAAACCUCAUGGUGUUAAGGUUUGGUAAUCGCAUUUUUGGACCUACGUGGAACAGGACCAGCGUAGCCUGCGUGACCCUCACCUUCAAAGAGCCGUUUGGCACUGAGGGCCGAGGAGGAUACUUUGAUGACUUUGGAAUCAUUAGAGAUGUCAUGCAGAACCAUCUGCUGCAGAUGCUCUGUUUGGUUGCAAUGGAGAAACCUGCUUCAACCAGUCCAGACGACGUGAGGGAUGAGAAGGUGAAGGUGUUAAAGUGCAUAGCUCCUGCUGUCAUGUCGGAUAUGGUGCUUGGGCAGUAUGUUGGUGAUCCUGAAGGGGAGGGCCAAUCAAAGCUGGGUUACCUUGAUGAUCCCACCGUACCAAAAGGCUCUUGCACUCCAACUUUUGCCACGACAGUGCUUUAUGUCCAAAAUGAAAGAUGGGAUGGCGUCCCUUUCAUUCUCCGUUGUGGCAAAGCCCUAAAUGAGCGGAAAGCAGAAGUCCGUCUGCAGUUCACAGACGUGCCAGGAGACAUCUUUGGCGCACGCUGUCAGAGGAAUGAGCUAGUUGUGCGUGUGCAGCCAGAUGAAGCCAUUUAUCUGAAGAUGAUGACCAAGAGGCCUGGGGUUUACUUCAGCCCUGAGGAGACUGAGCUGGACCUCACUUACAAGAGCAGAUACAAGAACCUGAAGCUCCCAGAUGCAUAUGAGAGGCUGUUAUUAGACGUCUUCUGUGGAAAUCAGAUGCACUUUGUCCGCAGUGAUGAAUUGCGGGAAGCCUGGAGGAUCUUCACUCCUGUCCUCCACCAAAUAGAAUCAGAGAAGAAACGUCCAAUUCCUUACAAAUAUGGAAGUCGUGGCCCAAAUGAAGCAGAUGAGCUCGUGAAGAGGGUGGGAUUCCGCUAUAAGGGCACAUACAAGUGGGUGCAGCCCCACACUAACUGAUGCUUCAUGCCACAUGAUCACAUACUCUCAGGAAAAUUACUGUAUGAAAGUUUACAAAAAAUAAAAGUUUACUUUGGUGACUGUUGUACCUGUUGAUCAUGUCUGCAUGUACAAAAGAAGGGACUGAUGGUUCCACCUGAUCAUAACAAAAUUAACUAAGAAAAAAAAAGUAACCCAAUCUGAGAUUUCUUCACGAAUCACCAUUCAAUCUCCACUCUAAUAUAACAUCAAUAAAAUGGGUGUGAACAAUUUGGAACUGCAACAAUGGUUAAUGGAUGUAGGGAUAUGAAUACGAGAUUUUUUAUUUAGGGUCACGUGAAAGGAAUAAAAGCUUGUUCUCUGCUGUCAGCAGACCCAUGUUUUCAGUUACCACACCACUUUAGGAAUGCAAAACAUGAUUCACAUAAAGCCAGGCCAACCCCUACAUAUACCAGGAGGACUUGUUGGACUGGUUUGCAAGAGAGGUGCCUCCUCCAAUAACAAUCAGAAAGGGGCAUUUCCUAUCUGGAAUCA
Messenger RNA from Menidia menidia (Atlantic silverside), 2210 nucleotides. The record is from the annotation of a GenBank genome assembly. Lineage: Eukaryota; Metazoa; Chordata; Actinopteri; Atheriniformes; Atherinopsidae.